GAAUAAGUUUCGCGAUUUCACGGUGGGAGAUUUAAAACAUCGGAUAAAUAAGGUUUUGACAUUGAAUACUGUUAGACCAAAAUAGGAUGUGUUUUAUUUAAUUGUUGUCGUGUCGUACGAACGAUGAGAAAUAUCUUUGGUGGGUUCGUGUUAGUGCUGCAAGUUUUAGAAUAUCAGUGUCAAAUUAAUGUCAACGUUUCGGUUAACGUUGGAUUAGGAUUUUCAAUUACCGAAUACAUCUCUAAUCUAGGCUACCCGGUAGAAGAGCACGUGAACAUCGAAACCGAAGAUGGAUAUCUCCUGGACAUGCAGCGCAUACCGAGGGGCAGGGACGACGAGGACACCACUGAAAAGCGGCCCGUCGUCCUUUUGAUGCACGGCGUCCUCGGCUCGGCCGAGAAUUGGAUUGUCCUGGGGGCGAAGAAGGGAUUACCAUUUUUAUUGGCAGAUCAGGGCUAUGAUGUGUGGAUGGGGAACGCGAGAGGAACGUUGCACUCCAGGAAACACACGCAUCUGAAACCCGAUGGCGAUGACAGGUUCUGGCAGUUUAGUUGGCAUGAAAUUGGCGUGUACGAUUUACCGGCCAAAAUCGACUACAUCUUGGAGGAGACGAAUCAAACACAGUUGUACUACGUGGGACAUUCGCAGGGCACUACGGCGUUUUUCGUCAUGGCUUCAGAAAGACCUGAAUACAAUCAAAACAUUAAAUUGAUGAUGGCGUUGGCUCCGGUCGCCUUCAUGAGCAACUUCCCUCAUCCUGCCAUACAAGUACUGGCACGAUUUGAAAGGGGCUUAACUGCACUAACAGGAAUUAUAGGAUUAAACGAGUUUUUGCCAACCAAUAAUAUAUUGAGUCUGGCAGGUCAAGCCUUGUGUCAAGAAAGAGCAGUUAUUCAAGAAUUGUGUGCAAACAUCUUGUUUCUAAUAGCUGGCUACGACUCGGAACAAUUAGAUAGGGCAACUCUACCAAUAUUAUUGGCAACUUCGCCUGCUGGAUCGUCUAUGAAACAAUUUUCUCACUACGGUCAAGAAAUCAGUACAGACAACAUCUUCAACACGGCAUGCAAAAUGUUUAACAAAGGAAUCGUCGAACCCAUAUUUCGAAUGUUUGCUGGCUCAUGUCGUAUUUCCCCUGGCAAGUUUCAACAAUUUGACUAUGGAUAUCUGGAAAAUCUGGAAAGAUAUGGGCAAACAGAACCACCACAGUAUGAUUUAUCUAAAGUAACAGCUCCAGUUGCUUUAUUUUAUGCCAAUAACGAUUGGCUGGUAUCUGAAAAAGACGUUGAACAUUUAGCCGCACUACUUCCGAAUGUUGUUCUGAAAUAUCUGGUACCACUCCAAAGCUUCAAUCAUCUUGAUUUCAUUUUGGCCAAAGAUAUUGUUCCGUUAGUGUAUUCAAAAAUGUUUGAACUAAUGAAAAAGCAAUAAAAAUUUGACACGCAAA
Messenger RNA from Aethina tumida (small hive beetle), 1444 nucleotides. RefSeq names its product lipase 3. NCBI's taxonomy places the organism in Eukaryota, Metazoa, Arthropoda, Insecta, Coleoptera, Nitidulidae. Gene Ontology annotation, molecular function: hydrolase activity, acting on ester bonds. Gene Ontology annotation, biological process: lipid metabolic process. The transcript has 8 exons. The record is from RefSeq and is a predicted model, not a curated record. The coding region runs from base 124 to 1428 and encodes 434 amino acids.